CUCGACGGACGCGACGCCGACGCCGACACCAAGCUCAACGGACGCAACGCCUACGCCGACGCCUACUGGUACCGACGCAACGCCGACACCGACGCCAAGCUCGACGGAUGCAACGCCGACACCGACGCCAAGCUCAACGGACGCAACGCCUACGCCGACACCAAGCUCAACGGACGCAACGCCUACGCCGACGCCUACUGGUACCGACGCAACGCCGACACCGACGCCAAGCUCAACGGACGCAACGCCUACGCCGACACCAAGCUCGACGGACGCGACGCCUACGCCGACACCUAG
Saprolegnia diclina VS20 is the source of this 297-nucleotide messenger RNA. RefSeq lists its product as hypothetical. The annotation marks the transcript as partial. Lineage: Eukaryota; Oomycota; Saprolegniomycetes; Saprolegniales; Saprolegniaceae. The record is from RefSeq and is a predicted model, not a curated record. The transcript has a single exon.